UUCCACUCGGUUUUCAUGAUCAAACUUCUUUUGUACGCGUGAAAAGAAACCUGAAAUCGACGUUUGUAAUUCUAAGUAAACAGAAUAGACGUUUUACAUGUUACUCAGUCAACUGUUGUGACUGAUGGGUCGUUUUCUCCAGGUAAAUCUCACCUGUACGGAGGAGUUUAGGAAUUUCUCAGGGAUGUUGAGUGACUUCACACAGCUAUUCAUCAGUUAUCAAAGGAAUGUGACUUUAUCAUCAAAAUUAAAACUCUGAAAGACCUACACCUUUAGUUUGUCGACAUGCAGAUGCUGUUUAGUUUGAUUUGUGUUAUUUUGUUCUUCAUUGCAGGUAAUCUUUGUUUUCUGACCAUCUCACCCACGGGACCCGUAACAGUUGAAGCUCUUGUGGGCACAAAUGUGACGCUCGGUGUGUCUCACACUGGUGCAUUUCAGCCUGAGGUCAUGUGGUUUAUGGGAAGCCGUCUGAUCGCAAAAUGGACCGUUGGUGACGGCUCGAUUCCAGAUGUUGCUUUAGACAUUUUAAAACCAGAACAGGACGGAUCCCUCACCUUCAUUAAUGUGCCCCUUAGUUAUAACAGUACAUACACUGUGGAAAUGACUAAAAUCGGGGAGGCAAAGGUCAGCGCUACAUUCGAUCUCUUUGUUUACGAUAUCAUCAUGAAUGUUUCCCUGCACACCGAUUCAGAUGACGCCAUUGAGGGUGAAUUGAAGUUCACCUUGAAUUACAGCACAAUGCGAGGAGAGGCCAAAGAGGUGAGGUGGCUCUUUAAUGGGCUCCAGUUAAAAAAUGGAUCUCAUUAUUCCAUCGGCGGGAAGAAACUCACUAUUAACCAGCCCAGCAGGAAUGACACGGGUCGCUACACCGUAUUACUAACCAACCCGUUCAGCUCUGAGACGCAUCACAGGAACAUCACAGUGCUGUAUGGACCAGAUCUGCCGGUUCUCAAGGUCAGUCCCACAAAAGCAGUCUUUGUUUCGGGAGAGUCUCUGUUCCUCUCCUGUCAGGCCGAGGGCGAACCGGCCCCCUCCACAUCGUGGUUUUUCAAUGGCGAGUCCAUUGCCACGUCUCCAGCUGGAACAGUCCAUCUCAACAAUGUUAAGACGAGUCAAAGUGGCAUUUAUACUUGCGUGAUGGUCAACACCAGAACUGAGGCAACGCUUGAGAGAAACGUCACUGUAAUUGUCUAUGAGCCUCCCAGCGGCGGUCCGUUGUGUUCAGUUCAGGCUGUGAAUGGAAGCGCAGCGCUGCAGUUCCUCUGUCUGUGGCCAGGAGGCGCUCCAGAAGCACAAGUGUCUUUCCCCAGCCUGAGCGAUAAUGCCAGUGGAUACAGCAAUUGCAGCAUAACUAUAAAUGACAUUCAGAGAUUAAAUGGACAAGAAAUCAUAUGUAAAGCAGAACAUCCUCUGAAUCAGACACAAUGCAGUGUCAUUCCCCGUGGUCCUGUGGAUUUUCUGCCCGUCAUUUUAUCCAGCAUGAGUGAAGAUGAACGGACGAUGGUUGUGAUUCACUGCUCUGCUGAAGCCACACCUGAAGCCCUGGUGCUCUGGAUCAAGAAUGGAGAACACUUGCAAACUGGGUCCAAAUACCAGAUCAGUACAAACACAACUCAGCUGUUCAUUCAUGAUUUUAAUGCCACUUCUACAGACCUGGACACCUACACCUGCACUGCCACCAACCCUCUCGGAAACACAACUGUGGACACUACACUGCUCGGCCCUCAAAUCUCAAAUUCAAGUGUUUUCCUGAGUGAUGAUCAAACAGAAGUAACUCUAACGUGGCAUGUUCCUCUCACCUCUGUUAUUACAGGCUUUGAUAUCCAGAUGAAGGGCCCAGAGCUCUCAAGCCCAUCUCAACCCAAACGCAACAUCAGGUCAGACUUCCGCACCAUCCAAGUGAUGCCGGCCUCUGCUAGAAACACAACCGUCUCAGGACUCGACCCAAAGUCCACUUACUACUUCAGGAUCAUCCCUAAAGCAGGCAGAACCACAGGAGAACCGUCAGAGCAACAUUGGAUUGGACCAGCAGCUGGACUCAGUGGAGCCGCCAUCGCUGGUCUUGCUGCUGGACUCCCCUGCGCUGUUCUUGUCCUCCUCGUUGUGUUGGGCUUCAUCUACUGUGGGACACGAGCAGACCGGAGCCCCAGGUAUCCCGUAUCAAGAGCAGUGGAGAAGGUUGUCAUCUGUCGAUCUACUCUGCUGAGAGGACGACUGAAACCACCGCCUGAGUACAGACUCCAGCAGCCUGAGCGAUCGGGUCCUUUGCCUUCUGUGAACUCGGGCGUGAGAAUGGCCACCACCGUGUGACUCUGAGAGGCUCCCAGAUUCGAACAAGCAUCCCCCACGUGAGCAUCACAGCUGCUGCUGCAACAUGGAUUGUUCUGUAAUUCUGUGUAAAUAAGUGUAUUUUAAUUGUACAUCAUUAGUAUGUGAGCACUAUAUCAAAAUGACAAUGUUUCUGUUAUUUAUUCUGAAAUAAGUAGUAUUAAAAAAAAAAUUUUAUUUAGCAACGAUGCAUUAAAUUGACCAAAAAUCACA
Messenger RNA from Ctenopharyngodon idella (grass carp), 2541 nucleotides. RefSeq names its product V-set and immunoglobulin domain containing 10 like (gene vsig10l). Lineage: Eukaryota; Metazoa; Chordata; Actinopteri; Cypriniformes; Xenocyprididae. The coding region runs from base 286 to 2310 and encodes 674 amino acids. Gene Ontology annotation, molecular function: protein binding. The record is from RefSeq and is a predicted model, not a curated record. The transcript is spliced from 13 exons.